AUGCCCUCGAUAGAAAAGAUCCCGGCGAUGAGAGCCCAGGUACUCACCAUCAUGGCCACCAGAGCCCAAGACCAGCAGCUUGUUGGCUCAGUCGCCGGCCAGCACGGGGUGCAGAGCCGAAGCGACCUGGCUGGAGCCCGAGAUCCCAGGCAGGACACGGGAAAGGUGGUUCCCGCGUUCGGUUGGCACCCGUGGUUCUCUUACCAGAUCUACGAUGAUACUCUACCGAGCAAAGACCGCACCUACGACCCGGGCCGGGCUGAUGGCGGCGAUGAUGGCCUGCUGCAGGAAAAGGCUCGCCAUCUCGCCGCAGUGCUCAGCCCGGCGCCCCAGGACACCGAGUUCGCGACCAAGAUGCCAGAGCUGGUCUCGCUGUCCAGCCUCCUCGACCAGACGAGGGGUUUCCUACGGGACCACCCUCUGGCUCUGGUGGGAGAGAUAGGCGUUGACAAAGCUUUCCGCCUCCCCCAGCCUUGGCACGAGGACGGAACUCCGCUGAGCCGCGACGAGGGCCUGACCCCGGGCGGCAGAGAAGGGCGGCUUCUAUCGCCACACCGAGUGAAGAUGGCUCACCAGGCGAGCAUACUCAAGGCGCAACUGAAGUUGGCCGGGGAGAUGGGACGCGCAGUGAGCGUGCACGGUGUGCAGGCUCAUGGCAUCUUGUUUGAUACCUGCUCGGCCUGCUGGAAGGGCCACGAGAAGGAGGUCAUCUCCAAGCGGCAGAAGAAGAUGGUCGCCCCGGGGGCCGAGGAUUUCUCCUCUUCAUCAUCCGAAGACGAGGAAGAGGAGAGCGAGGGCAACAUCGCGAAACCACGACAGGCCUCGAGGCCUCGACAACUGGAUCCAAAACCCUAUCCUCCGAGGGUAUGCCUCCAUUCCUUCAGCGGGCCAGUCGAGGUGCUCAAGCAGUACAUGGAUCCCAGGAUACCGGCCAAGGUUUAUUUUUCAUUCUCCCUUGCAGUGAACUUCUCUACGCCUGCGAGCCAGGAAAAGACACCGGCGGUAAUCAAGGCGUGCCCGCCCGACCGGCUGUUGGUUGAGAGCGACCUGCACGUCGCGGGAGACCAGAUGGACGCAGCACUAGAGGGCAUGUAUCGGAAAGUGUGCGCCAUCAAGGGCUGGGCUCUUGAGCAAGGUGUGCAAAGGAUACGACAAAAUUAUGAAGCGUUCAUAUUCGGAUGA
Messenger RNA from Thyridium curvatum, 1182 nucleotides. RefSeq lists its product as uncharacterized. The transcript has a single exon. The record is from RefSeq and is a predicted model, not a curated record. Gene Ontology annotation, molecular function: hydrolase activity, acting on ester bonds. NCBI's taxonomy places the organism in Eukaryota, Fungi, Ascomycota, Sordariomycetes, Thyridiales, Thyridiaceae. Bases 1 to 1182 code for a protein of 393 amino acids.